This is a messenger RNA of Notechis scutatus (mainland tiger snake), 630 nucleotides long. Lineage: Eukaryota; Metazoa; Chordata; Lepidosauria; Squamata; Elapidae. The record is from RefSeq and is a predicted model, not a curated record.
AUUUCAGGCUUUCACAUAAUACAGAGGAUGUAUGGCUGUGAGCUACGGAAAGACGGGAGCAAAGCAGGGUUUUGGCAGGAUGGCUACGAAGGGAAGACUUUCAUCACCUUCGACAAGGAGACCCGCACUUGGGUGGCUCCCGUCCCCCAGGCCCAGAUCACCCAGAGGAAAUGGGAUGCUCUUCCAGCACAGAAUCAGUACUUUAAGUCCUACCUGGAGAAGGAAUGCAUUGAUUGGCUGCAGAAGUACCUGUCCUACGGGAAGGAGACGCUGCUGAGGACAGAGCCCCCAAGGGUGACGGUGAGAAGCAAGACAGAGUUGGAGGAUGGGAUGGAGACGCACAUCUGCCGCCUGGAUGCUUUCUACCCCAGGGAGAUCGAUGCCUCCUGGACAAGGGACGGGGAGGUCUGGAAGGAGGAGACCUUCAGUGGGUUUCUGGCCCCCAACGCGGAUGGGACCUUCCACUACUGGCUCAGCAUCCGGAUCGACCCCAAAGAGAGGGGCCGCUAUCGGUGCCACGUGGAGCACGACGGCCUGCUGGAGCCUCUGGACCUGGCCCUGGAAGAACCAACCAAUUCAAAAUCCAACUUGGGGCUCAUCAUCGGCUGCGUUGUGGCUGCUCUUGUCCUG